Messenger RNA from Manis javanica (Malayan pangolin), 930 nucleotides. Lineage: Eukaryota; Metazoa; Chordata; Mammalia; Pholidota; Manidae. The record is from RefSeq and is a predicted model, not a curated record.
AUGCACAGCAUCAGAAUCUUCUAGAUACAAGUUUCACUGCUUCUCUGCUCCCUCCUGCUGUCCCCUAUGGAUGCCACUUUAUAUGAAAACAAGACAAAUGUUCUGAACCUUUCCUCAUCCUCAGGAGCCUGGCCACCUUUCUCAGAGCCCUUGUGCUGUCAGGCCCUGCUCCCACAGUCCCUGCCUGGCUUCACCCACAUGGUCCCUCUACCCAAGUUCCUGGUAGGUCUGCCACUAAUGAUUGCCUUGGAGGAAAUUGGCUGCUAUGCUGAUAUCUGGGCCCUGAAGCUUCAACUCUUACCACCAGAGGUAUAAAAACUACAGUUUCUCAUCCAACAUCUUCAAGGGCUCCAGAAAGACAGAAACACAGGGAGGAGAGUGUCAGUGGGUGCCCUGGCCUCUACUCUGCAGCUAUUGGCCGUGGGGCAGCCAGGCCCAGAAAGGGCCCAAUGCUCCCUCCCUAUCAAGGACUGUGAGCUCGAAUAGGAACAAAGUGUGCACCAGAUCGUCCAGAUGUUGCCGGGGACAGAAACUUACUACAACGUGGGCACAGUUUUGUAUUAUGCUGCUCAGAACUGCUUGGACAAAGCCAAGGAACAAGGCCAAGAUGGGGUCAUAAAUCUGGGUUAUGCCCUUCUGGUGACCAUGGCUGGACUGACAGGGCCCACAGGACUUCUGUUCAGCACUGUGCUUAAACCUGCAGUGAAGGAUGGGGUCCAACAGUUGAUCCAGUACUACAGUGAGAGAAAGGCCAACACCCCUCCUGCUGAGACAAGCAACAAGGGAUUGGGGGCCUCAGAUGUGAGUGACUGGGAAGAAACUACCCUGGCCCCCUUGGUGUCAGAUGUGGGGUCUUCAGCUCCUUCCUGGGGAUAGGCCUUUUUCAAGGGCUAAGACUUAGGUCCUGGGAAAGGGAGUCUUGGGAUAUAA